AUGUCGAAGCAUGAUGAGGCUCAUCCACCAAAUCAACCUGGACCUGCUGUCUGGGCCCACCUCGAAGGAGAUAAUCUCAUAUCAUUUGCCAAGAUGACGCUGAACGACAGACCAGAUCAGAUUGCGGAUACCGAUACCAACUCCGAGAAAUCCAAAAGCUUGGUAGCGCUCGGAGGACCUUCUCUGCAACCCAAAUCCGAAGCUAUCAACCUCCAUUCCAUUGAAGAUCAACUCGAGCGCUUCCUCUUGCCUCUCACAGGUGCCAAGGAGAUCGCGACUAAGAUAAUCAAGGAAAGCCAAAACGCGUUGUUCAUUCAUCGACAACAAUUCGAAAAGGUUUGGCGGCGAUCAGCAGCAUGUGAUUGCAAGGCAUUUGAGGGUUUUGCACCGGAUGAUCAAGACGAAGAUGACUGGGCACUCUUUGAGGGAGAUGUCUUGCUGCAUGUGAAUGAGUUGAACAGCAUCCUCAAUGGCUUAGCAGUGACGAUCAAGCGAGAUGUGGGAGACAUCCUGGUGAAGAAAGCGAAAGCAUAUCUGGAGGCCCGAGACGAUUUUGAGGCUGAAAUGAAGAAAAUGUAG
Molecule: messenger RNA, 579 nt
Organism: Mollisia scopiformis
Lineage: Eukaryota; Fungi; Ascomycota; Leotiomycetes; Helotiales; Mollisiaceae
Exons: 1
Coding region: 1-579 (192 amino acids)
Source: RefSeq, a predicted model, not a curated record